AGCCGCAUGCCUGGAAGCGCCAGCCCCACUCGUCCUUCGUCCUCUCAGCGUCAACUGCAAGGACUCGCAGAUGACUGCAUGGUUGUCGCAGGUCCGCGACUCGCUUCUGAACCUUGGAAGACACGGUGCGGGAUACGCCGUUUGUAAAUACCCGCGAAAAUGCCGAACACUUAGCUGAACCUGCAGCUUCCAACUCGACUUAAGGUGACUGAAUGAAGGAUGGACACUGUGGAAGUCAACGACCCGACAGAGUCAACACGAGGGCAAACAGACCAGGAGUCAUCACCAAAGAUGAACGAGGGGAGGUCUGUGACUGGCUGUUUCCGUUGAGGAUUUCACAAUAACAAGUCAAAGGCUGAUUCUGUGGGGAGACAACUGCAGUGAUAUUCCUGGUGGAAAUUACAGCAUGCAGUCACAAGUGCUGCCUUCUUUCUACACCUUCAGCUGCAGCAGGCUGUUAUUUUUGUCCGUUGCGCCGCUGAAGUUGACAAACAAGUGAAUCUUGCUGCAACAUGUCGCUACCGAAGCGCAGGAAAUCGAGGACCUUUGCUCUGCUGGCUUGUGUCAUUACGUUCACAACAUUCUUGUUCAGUUACACCUUCAGAGAUCCAUCGCUAUACUUCUUCAAGUACGCCUUCCAUUUAUCAGAAUCUGCAAGAGGUUUUUGUGCCUGUGAACAGUGCAUGACGGCGCUGGAGGACGACCCCUGGUUCACGGAGCGCUUCAAUCUAUCCAUCCAGCCUCUCAUGACCAGGGAGAACAGCGCCCUCACAGAUGAAACCUUUAAAUGGUGGCAGUGGUUGCAAUCAGAGAAAGAGCCGGCCAACUUCAGUGACGUGGUGGACGAGCUGUUCCACGUCAUCCCAGAUGAGCUUCUCUACAUGGACGCAAGCCCAGAUCGCUGCAGGAGGUGCGCGGUGGUGGGAAACUCUGGAAACCUGAAGGGAUCGCACUAUGGUGGCAUCAUAGACUCCAGUCACUUUAUUAUAAGAAUGAAUCAAGCUCCGACCUCAGGGUUUGAAGAAGAUGUGGGCGCUAGAACCACUCACCAUGUCAUGUAUCCCGAAAGUGCCAUAGACCUGGACAACAGCACCAGCCUGGUCUUGAUCCCCUUUAAGACCCUGGACCUGCAGUGGAUCAUAAGUGCCCUGACCACUGGAGCCAUUAAGCAGACGUACAUUCCAGUUAUUCCCCGGAUAAAGGCAAAUAAGGAUAAGGUUCUUAUUUAUAGUCCUACAUUCUUCAAAUAUGUCUACGAGUCGUGGCUUGAAGGACACGGCAGAUAUCCAUCCACCGGCUUCCUCAGUCUCCUGCUCGCUAUUCACAUAUGUGACGAGGUCAGCGUGUUUGGAUUUGGCGCGGACCAGUAUGGAAACUGGCACCACUACUGGGAAGAUAACCACUUGGCCGGAGCGUUCCGACAUACGGGAGUUCAUGAUGGAGACUAUGAAUACAACGUGACCCUGCUGCUGGCCGACAAACACAAAAUACGUAUCUUUAAGGGCAGAUGAUGAAAGUGCAAGUAGCAGGUGAUUCAGCGGCCUGUCCUGCAUGUUCCAUCUGGCCUGGGCUAAGAGGCAACUCUCCUCAUGAAGCCAGAUCAUGAGCAGGACUGUGGUGCUGGCCGUCUGUGCUGCAGGCCAACUGCUGGUAAAAAUAAUACACUGGUGGUUUGUCUAAAAGACAAACGUCUGAAUGUUGGAACACAUCCGUUCAUACACCACCUUUGUGUUAACUCACAAUGUAAUAUCAGUGUGUUCCACUUUUUCCCUGUUGUGUUACAAUGAAUGUACUGUGCUUGUGCACACAAACUGGAGACAUUUGAACGGAAGCAACCAGGAGACCAGAGAAGCAUUUGUGGUGCAAGUGUGAGUCUGGGAAUGAAUUAUUGUUUAAACCAUUUAUCAUACAUGAACAUAUAUGAACCGAGACGCUUUUAGUAUCCAUGGAUCUGGUUCUUCUGUUUGUGAUCCAGGAAUGACAAGGCCUUGUCACUUUUCAGUGGACUGUGGAUCAAAGAAUCAAAACAAAAAAUAUUACAGUUUUGCAUUAAUCAACUCAAAGUGUGUCUUUCAUCAGUGAGAUCCCUCACUGUUCUUGAAUGUUCUUCAAACAAGCCGCACACACUUGCGCUCACACAACUACACUCUUCAGACAUUUGACAGAUGUGUUGAUUUUUUUUUUUUAUCACUGCUAUUCUUAGGACAAAAAGGAAGUACAAUUUGAAAUGAAAAAGAAUUUGUCUGAAUAAAGUGAAAUUUACAAAAAUGGGGAGCUGUCUUCGCUUCAAUACCAAAACUAGAUCACUGACGGGGGAGGAGCGAGGGGUAGAAAUGCCCCCUGCCCCUUUUCAAUCAUGCAAACCGAUUGUAUAUUUGUGCGUGAUGUUGUGCUCUAAAUAUUAUUAUUAUGACAAUGAUUAUUUACAAAAAACUUCAAAUGGUUUCAGAGGUAGGAUAGUUCA
Molecule: messenger RNA, 2464 nt
Organism: Synchiropus splendidus (mandarinfish)
Lineage: Eukaryota; Metazoa; Chordata; Actinopteri; Syngnathiformes; Callionymidae
Product: CMP-N-acetylneuraminate-beta-galactosamide-alpha-2,3-sialyltransferase 1-like
Exons: 7
Coding region: 513-1511 (332 amino acids)
Molecular function (GO): beta-galactoside (CMP) alpha-2,3-sialyltransferase activity
Source: RefSeq, a predicted model, not a curated record